AUGCACAAAAGCUCAACAGACAAUCAACACGGGUCUUACAACAGUUCGGCAUCAUUGAAACUAUUAGACUGUUAUAACAACUCAUCUGCAAGUCAGCAUCAGAACGGCUCGUUCAACAGGAAAACAUCAGUAAGUGUUGACGAGACCUUCAAGAAGCCAUUUUCCAGCAAACAUAGAGCUUACAACAACGUUUCGGCGCCACAUCUGGGGAGGUCGUAUAGCCCAUUCACCAAUAACAGUGCAUCCUACAAUCUUAAGCAACAUGAUGGCUCGCAGGAUUCCGACUCUUUGUGUGACAUUAUGCCCCCAGUUCUACCUUCCCCUGAUAUUUCGCACCUCACAAGUGAAGAACUCGAUAUACUAAAACGGGUUUUCAAGAGAGAAGAGAUGUUUGAGAGAGAUGAGGAGGAACGACUCAGGGAGAUGGAACGCAGACUUGAGACGUAUGAACACACCGUUCGGCAGCAGGCUACCGGGAAGGGCAAGGUUAAACAUAUGGACCUACGUCUCUGCCGUCUCUGCCACGAGACAAAAUUCGCAGAUGGAGUCGGAAGGGUUUGUCAUGAUUGCCGUCGAAGGGUGUGUUUAAGAUGCGGCUCUUGCGAAACUCCUAAAGGGAGUCCUCGAAAACAAAAGAAUGUCAGAGGCAAGUGGCGGUGUAACAUUUGUCAACUUAAACUUAAGUUUGUAUGUCAAAGCGGGAAAUGGUUCCACGGAAACAAAUCGGCGUCCAUGGUGAACCAUCCGAUCAGAAACAAGAUUCAGUUCCACGAUGCAGAUACUUCGGAUACUGAUAAUCAAACAAGUGUAGAUUCUUCGUCACUUUUUUCUGCAUCAGAAAUAUGCACUGAUUCAGAGCAGCGUAAAUUUAAUAGGGCUGUUUCAAUGAGUGGUUCCAAAAACAUGCAGAACCGGAACAGACGAAGGAGCGGUUCACUAAUACCUCGUUCUUCGCCAUCAGACAACGAUAGUGAAACAGAUGAUUCUGUUGAACGAGCCAGAGCGCAUGUGAAACAAAAGCGGACUCAACGUCGUAACAGUUCACGCCGGAAGUCUCUAAAACAGAGACAGCUAUUAACGGAUGUCCCUGAUCAGGAUAAUAAGUAUAAUGGUGAUUUAACAUCCGGGUAUGUUGUGAAUGGCGGGAAUAUUAGUCCAUGUGCUCAUCUUCAUUCUAUGCAACGUCUCAAUGUGUCGAGUGACCUCGAAAACAGGGUUAGACGGCAUUCGGACGAGUCCGUCCGCAGUGGCUCGGUGUCUGUGUAUUUCAAACCUGAUGACUCACAAACGGAAACAACAUCGUCAAAAAGGAGUAGCAUCACACGACCUAAUCCCAGCAACUGUGGUUUUAGUCAUAUGCAAGCGGGUCUGACGCGUGAUUCGUGGGGCUACGGUCUUCAGCCAUCGCAGCAAAGUCCACCACUCAUUAGCUCCGGUCACCGUAGGUCCAUGCCGGGAUUGAUUCCGAGGUCUACUCCAAACACUCUGACGGUGGAUGACGGAAACAGCCCGAGUGUGCGCAGGCGCCACUCCCAUAACAUUUCAAACUCAGGUGUUCUCGGGUUUAAGUUGGAUGGGAAGCGAUUUUCUGUGGAUCAGCAUACUUCGGGGCACAAAAUUAAACAAACCUACCUAAUGCCACCGGAAAGCCCCGCCGCGCGAUGUCGAAGGUGGUCCUCAGAUUCCGGGUCAUCUCGCAGAUCCUCUGGGAACAACGAAACAGCGGAGAGUACCGAUUGGAAUGAGGAUAUCAAAAGACAAGAAUACCUAGCCUCUUUAAAAUCAAGAGAUGUGUUAUUAUACCGAGACAAGAACGACCAGAAUUGUCGAUGCAAUGGUCUUGGUAUGCGUGUGGUUGGAGGCCAGUGUCGCUUUGGCAACAGACUUGGUGCUUUCGUAACGUAUGUAGACACAGAUGGACCAGCGGACUCCUACGGUAUUCUAGAAGGAGAUCAGGUGCUUAUGUGGAAUGGUAAAUCCCUAGUGGACACGACGUUCGAGGAGACAAAGAGGAUAGUCAAUCAAUCUUCAGAAAUCGUCCAAUUGGUUGUCGUCCAUCAUGAAGAAAAUUAUGGUAUGGUGGAUAUAACAGAAACAGCAGAGUAUACAGAACAAGAGAGCAUUCCUUCCAUCGUCCAGCCCAUUCCCUUACCGCCGUCUGUGUUGUCAUUAAAUAAACCGAAACGACGGAUGCUACCCAAGACACCGAUUGAAAUGAAAAAGGACGAACGAUUGGUGAGUGGAAAACUACAGAUGAGCGUGUCCUACUCAGAGGAAGCAGAGUGUUUGUCGGUGACACUAGUACAGGCAGACGAUCUCCGACCUCCCGGGCAGCUUGAGCUGUCCGUCAUUAAUCCAACAGCACUUGUGCACCUCCUCCCAGGCAGGGGUUUCUAUCCUCCUUAUGAAACGAUUCCACAAUUCAACACCUCAUCACCACGUUGGAAGGAGACAUUCAACAUACUCGAAAUCAGCGCAUCUGAGGUAAAUGACAAGUCUAUAGAAAUAACGCUGUGGAACAAACAACAUGCAGAAAACAUGUUCCUGGGGGAAGUGCUUCUAGAUCUCGUGGAUGCCAACACGACAGAUGAGAUUAUGACGUACGAUCUCGAGGAUCAUGACGAGAACAGCUCACCCCUACCGCGUAGACGAAGGAAGGAAUCUGACGUCACAACGACCAGCCAAAUAAGUCCCUUGACGCCAACGAUAGAUACGUCCAGCAAUUGGUCAACUAGUCCCAGCCACGUGUCCAAUCAAAAUUUAAACACUGAAGGCAGACAGAGCGCAGACGAAAGAAAUUCGCGGUAUUCCCCAUUACAAACUAGACAUUCACUACCACGAAGUGGCAGUUUUAGUGCAAAGAUGAAAAGGAGGAUGGCAGUGGCUGUGUCAAGGAUGUCAUCAACGUUUUCAAGCGGUGAACGACGCAUGAGUUUACAGGAGGAUAAGAUAGCAACCAUGGGUACACCCAGCCCCGAUGCCAUGCUGGAUUAUCUAGUGCCCCCCAUUCCCAUAUCGCCGAGACACUCGGAUGAGCUGUCCAAAGGACAACUUUCAGAUAUCAGCAACAGCGCGCGUUCAUGUAGUGAAACAGGAGCAAGCAUGUAUGACAACAACUCAGAUAUUGACGAAAGGAGAAAAAGAUUUGGGUCGACCUCUCCAGAUCGGCCAGCUCCAGACGGAGAUGAUAUUACUUCAAUGCUUGGUCCAGCUCAAGUACCACCCAAACCAUCAUCAGAGCAAUCGGUGUGUGGAGAUGUCCGGCUCGGCCUAAUGGUGACCCAGGGUAAACUGGAAAUCGACAUCAUCUGUGUGACAGGACUUCUCCGAGACAGUGAAAAUGCACCUCCAGAUACGUAUGUAAAGACUUAUCUCGUAGAGGGAUCAAAGGUCAUUCAAAAGAAGAAAACCUCUACGGUUAAAGCGUCAUAUGAACCGACAUUUCAUCGAAAAAUCAAAUAUUCUGCUUGUAAUAUCCAUGGAAGACAUAUAAAGGUGAAGAUUUGGGCAAGACAAGGUGCUUUUGAUAAGAAGUUGUGUCUUGGAGAGACUGUGAUCAAGCUGGACGGACUGGACCUCAGUCAACAUACACACACCCUAAGUUGGUACAAGCUGUUUCCUCAGGGAGCCACAGACUUCAGUUCUAACGAAUCUCUCAGUUUUUGAUCGAAAAAUUAGCAAUUUACUCUAUUUUUCUCUACAAUAUAUUUUUCAUUCACAUUAUAUUUUUAACUACUUCCCACAUUUAUAUCGUUGGUGCAUUUGAAUCGUUGUGUAUAGUGCUUAGUGGUUAAAGUAUUUGCCUAAUUAAAUGGUAUUGCAGACCACCCUAACACAAUGGACUGAGGUACCGGGAACUUGAAUUGAUAUGCUUACAUGUUUAUUAAGCGUUUUUACUGUUAAAUUUCUUUAUAUUAGCCUAAUUAUUCGGAUAUAUAUAUAUUAUAUAUUGUUCUAAGCUAAACACACGGAGAAACAUUUAUAUGUCAUACUUUAGAUUUAUUUAUUUAUCUUAGCCAAACAUUUGAAUCACCUGAAGAGCCCCAAGAUGAGGGAAAGAACGGUAUUUGUUUUACUGCUGUCACUUUUCUUUCUAUAUAAUUAUUAAAAUACAAAUCACUUUAAAUGGCUCAACACUAUUUACGUGUUAAAACUCAUAAUUUGUUCAAAUGGCGUUGAAGAAUGAAUUCUGUCUCAAGUCAGUGCUAGUCUUUAAGUUGUUAAAGUAAUGGAUUCAAAACGGACACGUGUACCUAAAGUUCAAAAUGGACACGUGUACCUAAAGUUCAAAAUGGACACGUGUACCUAAAAUUCAAAACGGACAUGUGUACCUAAAAUUCAAAACGGACACGUGUAUCUAAAGUUCAAAACGGACACGUGUACCUAAAAUUCAAAACGGACACGUGUACCUAAAGUUCUAAAUCCAUUACCCGUUAUACCAGAUGUCAGUCUAUAAGGUGAACUGCAUAAUAAAACUGGUAAUUUGUAACAGCAUUGCUGAAACAGAAUUUAGUAAUAUCCGAUUUUUUUACGUGUGUUCAUUUCAUCACAUGUUAUUGAGUAAAAAAUAGGAUUGAACAGCAGGUUAGGCCUAUAUAAGUUCUCUCCUUAGGUUGACAUGACAAAAACAAA
Messenger RNA from Mizuhopecten yessoensis (Yesso scallop), 4632 nucleotides. Its product is annotated as regulating synaptic membrane exocytosis protein 2-like. The transcript is spliced from 19 exons. The record is from RefSeq and is a predicted model, not a curated record. Gene Ontology annotation, biological process: intracellular protein transport; positive regulation of synaptic transmission; calcium ion-regulated exocytosis of neurotransmitter. Gene Ontology annotation, cellular component: cytoskeleton of presynaptic active zone; presynaptic membrane. The coding region runs from base 1 to 3666 and encodes 1221 amino acids. Lineage: Eukaryota; Metazoa; Mollusca; Bivalvia; Pectinida; Pectinidae. Gene Ontology annotation, molecular function: transmembrane transporter binding; small GTPase binding.